This is a messenger RNA of Notechis scutatus (mainland tiger snake), 1248 nucleotides long. Its product is annotated as urokinase plasminogen activator surface receptor-like. The record is from RefSeq and is a predicted model, not a curated record. Lineage: Eukaryota; Metazoa; Chordata; Lepidosauria; Squamata; Elapidae.
AGGAAGAUGGCAGGGUGGGAAGAAUACUUCAGGACCCUGCUGGUGACUGUCACAUUUGGCUUUUGUCUGUUGGGUGCAGUGAAUGGCCUGCGGUGCUAUCAGUGUGUGGGGAUGUUCCAUGAAUGUGUCCAAUCAGAGCAAUUGUGUACACCAAGGGAUCGUUCCUGCUUCUCAUCUACCAUCAAACUUUUCUAUUCAAACAACUAUACGGGAGUAUUUUUGCUUCCAGAUUUAGAAAUCGCUGAGUAUGUGAUGAAAGGCUGUUCAGGGGAAGGCGUAUCCAAUCGCACAGCUAACGUCUAUUCAGAAGACGAUCAUGAAGUACACAACACGUAUUACUGUGACUCUAACCUCUGCAACAUCCGAUUCACAGGUGCUCCAGCCAGCUCUAUUCAAGCAGCCAAUGGCAUGGAGUGCUACAGCUGUUUUGAUCGUGGCACAGGAGACUGUGCUGAAGGAAAUGCUACUCGGGUCAAAUGUUUGGGAGAUAUGAAUCAGUGCAUGGAUUUUACUGUGAUCAAUGGUGCCUGGAAAAUGACGUAUCGGACAUGUGCCCUGGAAACCUUGUGCCGCCGGCAAUAUAUGAUGCCAGAACUCUCGGGGAGACUGGAAAUAAGCUGCUGUUCUACACCUCUCUGUAACGAUGGGCGGCCUGGCCUUAAAAGCAUCUGCAGCCAUUUCUCAGAACAAGGAGUCAAGGAGAAGCCUGAGAAUGGAUUGGAAUGUGCCAGUUGCUGUGAUUUAGGCCAAGGUGAAUGUGCCCAUGGAAACUGGACUCAUGUCAAGUGUGUUGGGGAGCAGAUCAAGUGUGUAAAUGUCACAGAGAAAGGCCAUACAUUGAUGCGUGGCUGUAGCUUGGAGAAGCUUUGUUGGGAGAAACCACAGUUGCUGGGCCUGGACCGAAAUUCUUCUAUCAACUGCUGCUCCAGCUCUCUCUGCAACAGAAGUAGGGCCCCAACUGGAGAGGCUGCCUUGGUCCUUUUGCUCCUGCUUUUCUGGCUCCUUUGAUAAAAAGUCUGGAGUGUUCAAAUUUCAAGGAAGCCAAAAGAAGCUGGAGAACAGAGAGCCCAGCAUCACAAGGACUGAUGUACUAUGGCCACCUACUGUCCCUCUUGCCUCACAGCAUCCAACAUGACAAGUGUUGCACACAAGGUGGUUUUAAUUACUCCAGCCUACAUGACAAUGCUCUCUGUGAUUCUCUCCACUGUCUUUAAGUAGGAAGCUUGAAAGAAACAGGUUUAGCGUCCU